Symbiodinium sp. CCMP2592 is the source of this 324-nucleotide messenger RNA. Lineage: Eukaryota; Dinophyceae; Suessiales; Symbiodiniaceae. The record is from the annotation of a GenBank genome assembly.
AUGGGUUCCAAGACCGGGCGGAUAUUUGCUUUGGUUGCAGUUUGGAUCGCAGGCCUGAAGAUUUGCUCGCCCGGUUUCCUUCCGGCGUGGAAGGAAUCGCCGACGAGGACACACGCAGGACACGUCCCGGUUUUUUUGGGUACGGCGGGCUGGUUUGUCGGCGAAGUCGCUGCACAAGCGGAUGAUUACUCGCCGUACAAAGGCAGUUAUUCCGCUUUCGAUGAGGAGAAUCAGUGGGUGUACACCUCAUUCGCUGGAUCCCUCUUCUUCGCCUUGUUUGGUUUCCAAGUGGCAUCGAGAUUCGGUGGUGACGACUCGAAGUGA